Amphiprion ocellaris (clown anemonefish) is the source of this 1641-nucleotide messenger RNA. RefSeq names its product probable E3 ubiquitin-protein ligase DTX3. The transcript has 3 exons. NCBI's taxonomy places the organism in Eukaryota, Metazoa, Chordata, Actinopteri, Pomacentridae. Gene Ontology annotation, biological process: protein ubiquitination; Notch signaling pathway. The record is from RefSeq and is a predicted model, not a curated record. The coding region runs from base 1 to 588 and encodes 195 amino acids.
AUGAUGGAAGAAACUCGGAACAACAACCCGGCGGAGGACUGUGCCAUCUGCCUGGACAGAAUUAAGGAGAAGAAAACGCUCGAGUGCCUUCAUUCUUUUUGCUCCGAGUGCAUCGACACAUUGUUCCGGUUGAAACCCGCCUGUCCGAUAUGCAACACCUACCACGGGGUGUACACGGGGACUCAGCCGGAGGGAGUGAUGCUGGUGACCCGCAGCUGGCAGAGUGUGCCGGGCUUUGAGGGCUGCGGAUCCAUUAUCAUACAGUACUCUUUCCCACCAGGGAUACAAGGGCCUGAGCACCCAAACCCGGGGGUGAGGUACAGCAGCACCUCUCGUACUGCCUUCCUGCCAGCCUGCGAGGAGGGUGAGAAAGUCCUGAAGCUGCUGAGGAAAGCCUUCGACAGGAGACUCAUCUUCACCAUCGGACGAUCCGUCACCACGGGCCUCAACAACGUCAUCACCUGGAACGACAUUCACCACAAGACCAGCAUGGAAGGCGGCCCACAGCGUUUUGGAUAUCCAGAUCCAGAUUACUUGUCCAGGGUUCAAGAGGAGCUUCGUCUUAAAGGAGUGACAGAGGAUGACUGACAGGCGAACAUGUCCUUCAUAGAUUUAAUACUGUGUAUUGUUACAAAGAUCCUUAUUUGCAAUCUGCACUUUUUGCGGAAUCAUAAUCACUGACACUUGAAGAUGAUUUUUUUUGUUGUUAAGUGCCUCAGUGGCAUGAGGGAUGGAGGUUUCCCACACGUUUUGCCUGUUACCUGACUAUGCAAAAGCUGCUUUAAACACAGUCGGUCCUUAUUUAAACUACCAAACAAGGGUUACAGUUCAGUGCUUAUUGUAUAAAAGAUUUUGCUGCUGAUCAUCAGAUUUCGAUCAUAUAAUUGUUCCACAGCCCGUUGUUUAGCUGUAGCACAUUUAGAAAAUAACCAGUAUAGAUGUUUGUAUCAACAUAGGGCUAGUUUUAUUAAUGUUGGACUCCAAUUAAAGCUGACAUUGAGUGAAUACAUUUGAAGAUAUGUAUGUAUAGUAUAUAGUAUUUAUGUUCAAAGGUUCAAAGGUUUGGGGACAUCCAGACAAUUCCACGUUUUCCAUGGAAACUCACACUUUUAUUCAUGUGCUAAGAUAACUGCACAAGGGUUUUCUAAUCAUCAGUUAGCCUUUCAACACCAUUAGCUAACACAAUGUAGCAUUAGAACACAGGAGUGAUGGUUGCUGGAAAUGUUCCUCUGUACCCCUAUGGAGAUAUUCCAUUAAAAAUCAGACGUUUCCAGCUAGAAUAGUCAUUUACCACAUUAACAAUGUCUAGGCUGUACUUCUGAUUCAUUUAAGGUUAUUGUCACUGAAGAAAACAGCUUUUCUUUCAAAAAUAAGGACAUUUCUAAGUGAUCCCAAACUUUUGAACGGAAGUGUACCUUUAGGAAGAGAAGUGAGAAACAAUGAUGUGACAUUGUUUUAGGUCAUGUAUUAGGAUAAUUGUGGUGGUAACGUAGAUUUUCAUUAUUGUCAACAAAUCACACAAAAACACAAACUAGGAAAAGAGUGUCAAGUUUUGGCUGUGUAAUCAAAACCUGUAAAAAUAUGUAACUUAUUCCUGUGUAAUUUAGAGUUUAAUUGUUCUUCAAAAACCAGUAAAACGCA